Paramecium sonneborni is the source of this 2967-nucleotide messenger RNA. NCBI's taxonomy places the organism in Eukaryota, Ciliophora, Oligohymenophorea, Peniculida, Parameciidae. The record is from the annotation of a GenBank genome assembly.
AUGAUGAAGGAGAAGAUUAAGAAGGUGAUAUAGAAUGAUAAUAUUAUGAUGAGGAAGAAUAAGAUAUGUAACAGAAAGAAGAAUGUUAGAAUAUACAAAAGAGCAAUAGGAUAAGUAAUACAGCCAUAUAAUAUAGUAAAAGGGCUUUAAAUAUUAACCAUUUGAUUCAAGAAAAUGGUAAUCGGCAGAACAAUUAAUAUAGAAGAAAUUAGAGGUAAUCAUUUAGCGAAAUUGAGGGGAGCUUAAAUUUUAUUAUUUGGAGGAUAUUAUUAUGUAUAUAAAGAUAAAUACUUAAAUGACUCAUAAGAGGAGAAAAUGUUUAUUCAGAGAUUUAUAUUCUCUGACCAUUAAUAUUAAUUUUUUAUCAGACACCAGAAGGAUCUGGUUAUCUAAUUGCUAGAUUUUCUCAGUUUGCUAUUAGUUCGCUUCAACUUAAAUGAUAAUAUUUGGAGGUUGGAAUGGCAUUGAUUAUUAUAUUAAUGAUCUUUAAGUUUUAGAUUUAGAAGUCAUGGCAUGAUCUUAACCUAAUUGUACAAGACUUUCUCCUACUCAUCAUUUAGGGCAUAUAGUAACAUAAGUUGGAGCAAAUUUAAUUAGAUAUGGAGAUUUCUAUUUUUAAGAAGAUUAGAAACUUAAAAAAUUACAUCAAACUGUUAAUCCAAGACAUGGAUAAUAUCUAAAUGAUAUUCGAAUUCUCGAUACUGAACAUUUGGCAUUAGAAAGAUUAAGAAUUAAUGGUACUUUAAAAUGGAGAUAUUCAGCUAAUGUUAGUGGUGCCGAUUUUUUGUUUUUGGGUCAUUAAAUUGAAGAGCUAGAAGGUUUUAUUAUCUAUAACUAUUUUAGAGAAAAUAAUUUUAAUAAACAGACCUAGAAAAUGUGAUGGAAAAAACCAAGUAAAUGCUAACAGAAAUAUAUAUGGACAUACUGCUACUUCUAUAAGUCUAUAUAUUCUAAUUUUUGGAGGCUAAGAAUAUAACAGAGCUACUUAUCUAUUUUUUGAACUGAGAGAUUCCUUGUUGGAUAUUAAUAGUAUGAGAAGAAAAAAUGAUAUUAAUUAUAAAAAAAUGAGUAGUUUGGAAUCAUCACCUAGAAAUUCUUUUCAUAUUGUUAAUAUUCUGGAAAAGUACAAAUAGAAAAAAACGAUAAUGAGUCCUCUUCCUCUAGAAUCAUUUUAAUCAAUUGUUAAAGAUGCUGGAUAAGAAUUACUUCAAUAACAUCCUGAGUGUGAUAAUACUCAUUUCAUUUCAUUCAAAUAGCUUAAUCAAGAUGCUAUUGAUGAACUCUAAAGAUCUCUACACUAAUCUAAAAUUAUGUGGAAUCAUUUUAGCAGAGCUUUAUUUGCAGCGAGUCCUAUUGAAAAAUAAAAUAGUUCUAAGAAAAUGGAAUUGCUACAUAAUAGAGAUGCUUACUAUCGUAUAAAAAAAUAAAAUGAAAUUCAAUUAAAGUUACAACUAGAUGGAGUAAAUAAAGAAUACCAAAAAAUACAUCUUGAGACUUAGGGAGUUAAAUCAUAUCCAUCUAUCUCAAUCAAAGAUUAAUUUCGCUAAUAAUAGAUUAAAAGAUAAUUAUAAUUGGGAUGUUCCUAAGAACUUGUACAUUAAGAGACUAAAUUUAUUAAAUAAUAAAUUGAACUUACUAAAUCUAGAAUUAUUAAUGAAGUCAAGAAAAUUAUUGUUUUCAUUUACAAUAAUCAAAACAAUGGAUGGAAUCCUUCAUCAAGAGAAAGUAGUGCAAUGGUAAAUUAUAAUGAUAAACUUUAUCUAUAUGGAGGAUCAGGAGCUGGAAACGUAAGUGAUCUUUGUUAAGCAACUUUCGAUAAAUGUAUAAUAGAUAAUUUUAUUAAAAUUAGAAUUUUAUAAAUGGACAACAAUAAAUUUAAAAUAAUAAGUUUAAUGUCGUUCAUACCAUACAGCUAACCUUUAUAAGAGUUAAUUAAUAGUUUUUGGAGGAAUUUUAUAUCCACAACAAAAGGAAAAUAGAUUUCAUUGUGAAGUAGUAAAUGAAGUUACUCAUAUUAAUUUAUUAAAUAAUGAGAUAAAAAUUGUACAGCAUGCUGGAAUAGUAUCACCAAGAAAGGGACAUAUAGCCGAAGUGAUUGGAAGAUAUCUUUUGGUUUAAGGAGGGAUAGAUUAAAAAGGGCAUUAUUUGAAUGAUUUCCUUGCAUAUGAUAUGUCAACUUAUAGAUGGUAAAAUGUGGAAACAAAUGCUUCAGUAUUCUAAGAUGGAGUUGCAUUUCAUAAAUCUUGUUGUGCUUUAGAACAUAAAUCUUUAGAUCUUUAUAGACAUGAUAGUGAAAUGAGUUAUGAGAAUCAAGGAAUUUAUAUAUUUGGAGGUCUUGAUUAAAAUGGACAUUAUUUAGACAAACUUAUAAAAAUAGAUGUUAGAAGAAGACCCAUUUAUAUUGAGGAAGUAUAAUCAAAAGGUAGAGGUCCAAUAAGUAGAUGCUAACAUUCAAUGACAUAUGUAGAAUUAUCUUAAUAAAUUAUAAUUUAUGGUGGCAAAAAUGAUGAUAUAAACACUCUAGGAUUUUUAAAUGAUUUAUAUAUUUUUGAGAUACGAAAUUUAUCAUGGAGUAUUGUCGAUAUUAAAAGAUAUCCUACAUCUGGACGAUGUAGUCAUUCUGCUGCUGCAAUUGAUGAAAAAUUAUAUAUAUUUGGAGGUGUUAAUUACACAGGAUUUGUUAAAAGUGAUCUCUUAAUUUUUGAGCUCAAUUAAUAGAAAGCUUAAGAUUUGAGUUAAUAUGAAGCAUAAACUGAUCGAAUAACUAAACAAUAAGUUCCUGUUUAAUUUAAACCUGCAACACCUCCUAAAAAGGUUCUUAAUAUCAAAUAAUAAAUUGAAUAAAUCAAAAUUGAUACUGAAAAAGUUAAAUUAGCUGAAAAAUUUAAAAGACUUAGCAUGGCUAAACAUAGUCGUAAUUUAACAGAUGUUUAAGUCUAUAAAAGCCAUACAACUAUCACUAAUUGA